Molecule: messenger RNA, 1158 nt
Organism: Mucor velutinosus
Lineage: Eukaryota; Fungi; Mucoromycota; Mucoromycetes; Mucorales; Mucoraceae
Product: S10_plectin domain-containing protein
Exons: 1
Coding region: 1-1158 (385 amino acids)
Molecular function (GO): nucleotide binding
Source: RefSeq, a predicted model, not a curated record
AUGAACACAAAAUUGGGAUUUAUUGGCUUGAGUGCAGGCUACAGCUGGGCAGGUAAAGCUCACUUGCCUGGGCUUCGUCUCAUUAAAGAUAGUCCGUACAAGAUUACAGGCAUUGUCAAUUCAACAUUGGAAGCAGCCGAGGCCAGCAAAGAGAAAAACGAGCUGCACGAUGCUCAGACGUUUGGAUCUAUUCAAGACUUGUUAUCUCAAGGGGAUGUGGACACCGUUGUCGUGUCUGUCAAGGUCCCGCACCAUUACGAGUAUGUUCGUGCUGCAUUGGAAGCUGGAAAGGACGUUGUUUGUGAGUGGCCCUUGGGAAAUGGCUUGCAAGAAGCAGAGAAGCUAAGCAAUCUCUCCAAGUCUAAAAACGUCAAGGCUGGUGUUGUAUUGCAAGCACGCAAAGCACCUUCUAUCAUUAAGGCGAAGGAGCUAGUUGAAUCAGGUGCCAUUGGUAAGGUUGUAUCCACCAACUUUGUGGGAUAUACAGACAAAUGGUCUCAAUACACAGAUGAAUACUUUCCGGAGUACCUGAAUCAGAGAAAAAACGGCGCCAAUCUGCUUGCUAUACCAGUGGGCCAUGAUUUGGAUGCAAUGGCUUUUGUCUUGGGUGAAUUCGAAUUUCUGAAUGGCAUUGUCAAGACUCAUUUUAAAGAAACCCUGGUAACUCAUACUGAUGAACAUGGCAAGAAGUCGCUGACGGGAGAGACAGUUCUCAAGGAUACACCAGAUCAAGUUCUCGUUCAAGGCCUUUUGCAAUCUGGGGCAACCGCUUCAGUUCAUAUUCAAGGUCUGCAGUCCUCUGAAUUAACCAAAGAAAAGGGAUUCAGUUGGGAAAUUCGUGGAUCUAAAGGCGAUAUAGUACUCUCCUCAAAAUCGCUUUACAGUGAGCUGGAAGAAGUAGCUAUCCAAAUAUCCAGACUAGACGGCAAUGGAAAUGCUCUACCUGUGGAGGACCUCGCUGUUGAGUACGAUCCUGUAGCUGGAAAUAUGAAAACCUAUUACCAAGAUUAUGCUGAGACCAAGAACUCUCAAUAUGCUCAACCACAGCUGAACAAGGUUACCGGCUUUACUACGUUUGAUGAUGCUGUUAUCCGCCAUCGACAGAUUGAGGCUAUUCUUAGAUCAUCAAAAUCAGGCAAACGGGAGACUUAUAUUUGA